Messenger RNA from Lobosporangium transversale, 560 nucleotides. RefSeq names its product ETC complex I subunit conserved region-domain-containing protein. The record is from RefSeq and is a predicted model, not a curated record. The transcript is spliced from 3 exons. Lineage: Eukaryota; Fungi; Mortierellomycota; Mortierellomycetes; Mortierellales; Mortierellaceae. Gene Ontology annotation, biological process: respiratory electron transport chain. Bases 46 to 429 code for a protein of 127 amino acids.
GUAGAAAUACACAUCUCUUCAUUCCUCCCAUCAUUGAUCCUCACCAUGUUCGCAACUAGACGUCUGCUAAGCGCCGUGACCAAGAAGACUACUGGUCUCUAUGGUUUGCCUGUUCAUCCUGAUCCUCGUCCUCACCUCAUCACCAUUUAUAAUGAUACCCUUAAGACCUUGGAAAAGUUUCCUGAUCAUGCUGUCUAUCGUCAAGCUACCACUGCACUGACCACCCACCGCUUGAAUAUUGUUCAGAGUAUUGAAGAUAUUGCCAAGAUCGAGGAGGCUUUAGACGCUGGCCAGAUCGAAGAGGUUGUUGUUCAAGCCGUGGAAGAGCUCAAGUUGGCGGACAAGAUGCUCGAGUGGAGGCCUUGGGAGCCAUUAGAGACUCCUGUACCAAAAGACCAGUGGAACUACAAGUACAGCGAGCACAAUUAAUAUAUGAAUCAGACAAACAGGGAAGAGAGAAAUACGAUUAUGUUACAGAGAGAAAAAUAACACGAGUGCAUUUUUAGAGCAACAUUAGGACAGUAUGAUAAAUUCAAUACACAUCAUGUCUUAUUAUACUU